AUGCUGCUGGAGGCUCCUUCAGGGAUGCCGUCCCGCCAGACUAUUAUUAAAAGGCCGAAGGAGUCCCAGGCACCAGCUGUGUACUCCCUUCCUCCUGUUUUCCCUCUCUGUGCUGGCGCCCCUUCCCGCUGGAGGUGCAGGUUCGGCUGCCGGGGGCUCCACCGAGGGCACGGCGGGGGCGCUGAUCCGUCCUGCCGGCUGACAGCCUGGCAGUCUCCCUCUUCCUCCCUCAGCUGGCCGGGACGGAGGCUUAAGGAAAAAAAUAAAAACCGGAAAAAAAACUUCUGGGGUCACUGCGAGGAGAAAAAAAUGCCUCGUUAUGUCUGCGGUGUCUACGAAAACGUCCCGAGAAGGAAGAGGAGGAUUUCGCCCCGCGGGGACCGCAGGGUUCGGCGAAGGGCAAAGAACAAGGACUGGUGCAGACUGAAACUGUUUGUGGAAGCUGUUUCCACACUCUGCGUGUUUGAUGGCUCAGUUGUGCCAGCUUUUGUUUAUGCUUAUGAUCUGUUUACUUUGUUUCUAGGGCUCAUCACAAUAAAAGAAGCCCAUGAUAUAGAAGCCAGACUUAAUGAAGUGGAAAAGCUUCUGAAGACUAUUAUAAACAUGCCCUGGAAGUACUCAAGAUCUGAAGUUGUCCUCACGUUCUUUGAGAGAUCUCCUUUGGACCAAGUUCUAAAAAAUGACAAUGUCCAUAAAAUUCAGCCAAGCUUUCAAAGUCCAGUUAAAAUAUCAGAAAUCAUGCGAUCAAAUGGAUUCUGUUUAGCCAACACUGAAACAAUAGUCAUUGACCACAGUAUACCUAAUGGGAAAGAGAAGCACCUGGAUGUAGAUUCAGCAGAACAUUUGUUUGAAAGUGUUAGUGACUUUACCUCAGAGCUGGAAGACAGUGAUGAUCCAACAGCUUAUGUCACCAAUUUGACAUACUACCACCUGGUCCCAUUUGAGACUGACAUUCUGGACUGAGGCUGCUCAGGGGUGCAGCCAGCCAGCAUCCAGCCAACCUCUUCAUCCAUAGGUUCUGCUAUCUCUGGCAUUGCAUCUCUGUGAAUGAGGCUGGGCAGACAACACCAACAGCAGGGAAGCUGCAGCAAGAGCACCACAAAGCUGGUUUUGUAGGUGUGGUCCUCUGUGUGUGUUAUGGAGACAUCUUGUGAGGAGGUAUCUGCUUUGCUGCUGACAACAAACCCACUUUCUGUGAAAGCAAGGCAGCAGAGGCUUCCUGGGGAUCAAGGAAAUCUCUGCUAUGUCUAUGAGAAUUGCCACCCUCACACAGCUGUCAGAAACUUGUGCUGAAGCAGGCGCAAGUCACCCGUGCUCCUUGUGCUGCAGUUGAGUUCCCGUUUUAGGAUAUCACCAGAAACUUCCUCGGAUGGCGUGACCACACUUUUUAUGCUUUGUAAGCAAGAAGACAAGCAAACCAGCUGAACUUUGUCAGUUCCCUCUGCAGUUGCUUAAUGGAGGUCUCGUGGGUCACUUUUUGCUCAGCUACCGGAUGAUUGGUGCCUUACACGAGAUGUCAGAAAUACCAUUGAGUGCCUCCAGGACACAGAACACACGAGCUGACAGCUUUACUUCUUUUAAUCAUGGGCUUUUGUAUAAUCACUGGAAGGGCAACUGCUCUUUCCUGGAAUAGUAAAGCAGACAGCAACUGGCAAUGCAAUGACCUGUGCAUGAUGUUUGGGUAGCCAGAUGAUUUCAGAAGUCUGGAAAGCCGAUGGGAAAGCUGAGCUGCUCCACUAAGAAGGGUCAAGGCUGCAGCAGGCACUUUGAUAAUAUUUUUUCUUUUCAUGUGGACCAGCAUUUGUGAAUGGUGCUUACAGAUGUUUACAUCAGAGAGAUAAUUCCCUAUGCAUAUUUCUUCCCAGAGGAUGGGAAGGAAGACACUGAGUUUUAUGUUGUGUUUGGACUGAAAAAGAAUGAUAAGCUGCAGUGUGCCUAUAGUGGUAGGAAAAACAGUCUCUCCACUGCCACCCUGUCUCAAGGAGUUUGUCCAGCUUUCUGAGAUCUGCCUGGAGAGGUCACGUGCAGGCCUCUUUGUUGUGUAAUGCCAUGGAUUUCAGCAGAGAUAGGACAGUGGGAGCAGGGAUUGGACCCUGCAGCCUCUUGACUGUUGAGCAGUGCAAUGUUAAUGUCUCCUUGGGGUGUCUCCCUUGAGAGCACCCUGAAUUCCCAGCUCUCACUGUGAGUGCUCAACACUCACCAGCAUGACCUUUCAUUGAGCUUUUUGCCAUCUGUUUGCAAAUAUUAUUUUGAAGGGACUGAAAUGGAAAGAAAUGCAUUUUUGGACAUGUUUCUUGGACAAGAGGCUUGCUUGGUCCUGAAGAAGCUGAUACAACUCCCUUCCGCAGACUUUUCAUUUCUAUCUAUAGAGUAACAGUCAAGCAGAAUUUGUUAAUGUAAAUAAUAAAUUAUUGAGAAUCCUAAUUCUUUUACACAGUAUGUUUUUAAAAUAUAUUUUAAUGAAAUAAAAUAAAAUAUAACUCACCUUCAGUACA
This is a messenger RNA of Zonotrichia albicollis (white-throated sparrow), 2495 nucleotides long. NCBI's taxonomy places the organism in Eukaryota, Metazoa, Chordata, Aves, Passeriformes, Passerellidae. The record is from RefSeq and is a predicted model, not a curated record.